Molecule: messenger RNA, 1098 nt
Organism: Clupea harengus (Atlantic herring)
Lineage: Eukaryota; Metazoa; Chordata; Actinopteri; Clupeiformes; Clupeidae
Gene: serp1
Product: stress-associated endoplasmic reticulum protein 1
Biological process (GO): endoplasmic reticulum unfolded protein response
Cellular component (GO): endoplasmic reticulum
Source: RefSeq, a predicted model, not a curated record
UAGACAUCUCUGAGGGAACUUCAUCAACUUCAUCAAUCGAAGCACAAGUCUUCAGAAGCGGCCAGACAGGACUGUCAUCUUCCAGAUUGUAUAAAAGAUCGCCACAUAAACAUUGCAAUAUGGUCGCCAAACAGAGAAUACGCAUGGCUAACGAGAAACACAGCAAAAACAUCACGCUACGGGGAAAUGUGGCAAAAUCAACGAGGGCUGCAGACGAGAAAGUGGCAGUAGGACCAUGGCUUCUUGCAUUAUUCAUAUUCGUCGUCUGCGGAUCAGCAAUUUUCCAGAUCAUCCAAAGCAUCAGGAUGGGAAUGUAGUGUGAAGAGACUCCAUUCCACCCCGAGCUCUCAGCAUUCUUCCACCUUUCCGAGAUGGUUACUCCUUGCUGGCAAGCCUGAGGAUCAAUCGUCCAUUCCCUCUUAGAUUAUUUAAUCUCUUUCUCCUCUUUUUAAGUGCCAAGAUGGGUAACCCUAGUUAUCUCUCCCUUGCCCCUUAAUUCAAUGAGGCAUGUAAACUUACUUCAAAAGAAAAUACUUGCCGAAGCCAUAAGUUAUGGGAAUUUUGACAUUCCAUUGCAGGACCAACUUUGCUGCUGAAUCUCUAAUGACUCAAAUCACAUGUUUAAAAAGAAAAAACACGGCUGAGUAUUCAAUCUCACCGUGAUCGGAUUUGUGCUUUUUAUCCAUUUCUGAUCCUUCAGUGAAAUUUCUCAAGAUUCUCCUCUUUAUUUUCAAAGAAGGACUAUGAGAAAUUGUUUUGUGCCUUUCUAGGAAUCAUGUAAUUUGAAAGCUGCAACUGUGGUAUAGAUUAAAUAACAGGAGAAACAGUUGAUCUGAGUUUUGUAAAUCAGGUUACGGUACUGCCCCAAGUUGUAAAGUUGUUGCAAGCAUGCAGCAUCUGACAUUAUGCACCUUUCUAUGGUUCUACAACUUGUAUAAUACCCAUCAUGUGGUGGCUGGUGUAUUUUAAAAUGAAAGUAAGUGAAAGAAAGUCUAUGCAAUAUCUUGAAGGAAAUUAGCUACACUGUGUGUGGUAACAGCCAAAUAAACAUACGCCGUCAGUAAAGUCUUCAAAAACAAAUAAAAAAAUGUAAAUUCA